Molecule: messenger RNA, 315 nt
Organism: Iphiclides podalirius (scarce swallowtail)
Lineage: Eukaryota; Metazoa; Arthropoda; Insecta; Lepidoptera; Papilionidae
Source: the annotation of a GenBank genome assembly
AUGGGCAGCGGACUGAGCAGCGCUACCAGCCGGAAAUGGUCUGGGAAGAGGGAGCUACCGCCCCAAGCGGAAUCUUCGAGAGUUCUGUUCUUGCUUUACUUGAUACACAGAACUUGGAACGUCGUUGUUGAACACGUCGAUUCGAAAAGCUCAAGGCAAGUAUGGCGCGGGUCUCACACAGUGCCGAGCUCCGGAGAAGGUCUGGGGCAGAGGUUCGACUCCGUAAGCCUGGAGGAGUCAGACCCGGGGUCCUGUUACACCGCCUGCAGCUGCAGCUACUGCCGUCUGCGAGAAUGCGCUCAAGAUUGCGUGAGG